Molecule: messenger RNA, 1236 nt
Organism: Capsella rubella
Lineage: Eukaryota; Viridiplantae; Streptophyta; Magnoliopsida; Brassicales; Brassicaceae
Product: N-acylphosphatidylethanolamine synthase
Exons: 6
Coding region: 195-1049 (284 amino acids)
Biological process (GO): phospholipid metabolic process
Source: RefSeq, a predicted model, not a curated record
CAUCAUCCUGUCUCUCUCUCUCUCUCUCUCUGAAUCCUCUCAAGCAAGCUUCUUCGAUUUCCCUCUAACGCAUCUUUUGGUCUCGAUUCCAAUCAACCGGCCCUCUAUGCAAGUAUAGUUUGAGCUUCUGUUAUGAUCCGUUGAAAGGAGAGAACUUUGAAGAUUUCUUCAUUUCGUGGGAAGAGGCAUCAUAAAUGGGGAGGAUAAUGGAAUGGGCUGCAAGAUCUGAUCAUUUGGGAGGAAUUCCAAGGAAAACUGUGAUAAUGGCUGUUAGUGCGUUUGCAAGAGCAGUAGCGAAUCUUGGCAACAAAAGCUCAGUUCACAAUGCAGAUAACCUUAUGAAUCUUGUCCAGUCAAGACCACCUGGUGUUCCUCUCAUCACUGUUAGUAAUCACAUGUCGACUUUGGAUGAUCCAGUAAUGUGGGGGGCGUUCAAGGGUCUCCUCUCCCUUGAUCCAGAAUUGGCUCGGUGGGUUCUUGCUGCUGAGGACAUAUGUUUCAGGAACCCCAUCUUCUCUUACAUUUUCCGCACUGGAAAAUGUAUACCUAUAACUAGAGGUGGUGGAAUCUACCAAGAACACAUGAACGAAGCUCUCCAGCGAUUAAAAGAUGGAUCUUGGCUGCAUACCUUCCCAGAAGGAAAGGUGUUCCAAGAAGAUGUUCCUAUAAGACGACUAAAAUGGGGAACUGCAAGCCUCAUCGCCCGCUCUCCAGUUACCCCAAUCGUAUUGCCAAUAAUUCAUCGUGGUUUUGAGGAGAUGAUGCCGGAGAACUACUUGAAUGGUAGAAGGCCGCUGGUGCCGCUGCACAACAAAAACCUUAAAGUUUUGGUUGGUGAACCAAUUGAGUUUGAUGUUCCCAUGAUGGUUGAGACUGCUGUCCUGGACACCCGCCAUGUAACUGCUACUCUUCAAGAGUCGAAAUGGCCAGUCCUCGCUUGUGCUGGCCAGGAGCUAGACAAAACUGCUCAGAGAUGCCUCUAUAUAGCGCUUUCCGAGAAGAUUCAAUCCUCAUUGGAAACCUUGAGACUCUUAGCCAAGCGGUUGUGAGUUCUUCCGGUUCACAAAUGUUUAAGUUCCGGUUUAGUUCCAUAAUGGUAAUCAAAAUUUUACUUGCUAAAUUAAUGUUUCUGAAGCUGAGAAAUAUUCUACAAAUUAUAUAAGCUAGCCCUAAUAAUAAUAUAAGCACGAAAACUAGAGAAAUGGUAUUUUAAAUUAUUUUAUCGUUUUGGAUAUA